AUGGAUAAAAUAGAAGUUGAAACUCAAAAUAAUACAUCCGCAUCAGAAACGAAGAUUGAUAUUUCUGAUAAUAUGAAAGAACAUGGGGAAGAAAUUGAAAAAACUCCAUCAGAAACGAAAGAUGAUACUUUUGAAAAACAUAGGAAAUCAAUUAGUCAAAUUUUAGUUCCUCUAUACAUCAAUGAAGAAUAUGGUUCAGAUGGUUAUGUUGUUACUUAUAGUAGUGAAGAUAGAUCGGUUCUUGGAUGGUCAGUUAACAUUGAAAAUAAUGAACUUGAACAAGAAUCAGUCGCAGUAACAAUUUGA
Rhizophagus irregularis DAOM 181602=DAOM 197198 is the source of this 306-nucleotide messenger RNA. NCBI's taxonomy places the organism in Eukaryota, Fungi, Glomeromycota, Glomeromycetes, Glomerales, Glomeraceae. The record is from RefSeq and is a predicted model, not a curated record.